Molecule: messenger RNA, 2079 nt
Organism: Thamnophis sirtalis
Lineage: Eukaryota; Metazoa; Chordata; Lepidosauria; Squamata; Natricidae
Gene: WTAP
Product: WT1 associated protein
Biological process (GO): mRNA modification; regulation of alternative mRNA splicing, via spliceosome
Cellular component (GO): nucleus
Source: RefSeq, a predicted model, not a curated record
GACGGAGUAGACCGAUUUGACCGUUUCCCACCUCUUUACCAUUCCCCGCCCUCUCCGGAAAAUAUUCAUUUUUCUGUCCCUUUUCUCGAGCAACAGCUGUUUGUCUCACUAGAAAGCAACAGAAGUUAACGCCGCCCGCGCGCCGCGGAGGGGGGUAGUGGCAAAGAAGCGGCAGAGAAGUAUAGUCCCGGCGCUAAGCGAGCGCCGCAGCGGCUGCUGCGGAGUCAGUUGUUGCCAGGCUGUCUGGGCCGAGUUCACAAUGACUAAUGAAGAACCACUUCCAAAAAAGGCCCGUCUCAGUGAAACAGACUUCAAGGUUCUACCUAGAGAGGAAUUGAUCUUAAGAUGGAAGCAGUAUGAAGCAUAUGUGCAAGCUCUUGAGGGCAAAUACACUGAUCUAAACUCCAAUGAUGUAACUGGUUUGAGAGAAUCCGAAGAAAAACUGAAGCAACAACAACAAGAAUCUGCUCGAAGGGAAAAUAUCUUGGUGAUGCGACUAGCAACUAAAGAACAAGAAAUGCAAGAGUGUACUAAUCAGAUACAGUACCUCAAGCAAGUCCAGCAACCAAGUGUUGCUCAACUGAGAUCAACAAUGGUGGACCCAGCCAUCAACUUGUUUUUCCUAAAAAUGAAAGGUGAACUGGAACAGACUAAAGACAAACUGGAACAAGCCCAAAAUGAACUGAGUGCCUGGAAAUUUACACCUGAUAGCCAAACAGGCAAAAAGUUAAUGGCGAAGUGUCGAAUGCUUAUCCAGGAGAAUCAAGAGCUUGGAAGGCAACUGUCCCAAGGACGUAUUGCACAACUUGAGGCAGAGUUGGCUUUACAGAAGAAAUAUAGUGAGGAGCUUAAAAGCAGUCAGGAUGAACUGAAUGAUUUCAUCAUCCAGCUUGAUGAGGAAGUAGAAGGUAUGCAGAGUACCAUUCUAGUACUACAGCAACAAUUGAAAGAGACUCGCCAACAAUUGGUUCAGUAUCAGCAGCAGCAGUUACAAGCUUCAACUCCAGGUACCAGCCGGACUCCAUCUUGUGAAAUUACAGAUCAGGGUGAAACCAUGAGCAAAGAUUGCAGUCGCCUGGCCAAUGGACCAAGUAAUGGCAGCUCUUCACAUCAGAGGACAGCGGGGCCUGGUUUUUAUAGAGAAGGUAGUGGAACAGAGGAUGAUUUUCCACCCUCACCAAGCAAUGGUAAUAAGCUUUCCAACCACUCUGAAGAUAGAACUGGCAGAGGAUCUGGUAGUUAUAUAAAUCAACUCAGUACUGGGUACGAAAGUGUAGACUCUCCCACUGGUAGUGAAAAUUCUCUUACUCACCAUUCAAAUGAUACAGACUCUAAUCAUGAUCCACAAGAGGAGAAAACAGUCAGUGUGAAAGGUAACAGAACUUCGGGGUCUCGUCAUGUUCAGAAUGGUUUGGACUCUAACGUAAAUGUGCAGGGUUCGGUUUUGUAACCUUUUUCUGCAAAAAAAACCCAACAUUUUUUAUAUAGUGUCACUUAAUUGGGAGAAGAAACUGUCCAGAACUGUUCAAAUUAGUGCAUAUAUGUCACAAUUCUGCCUUUGUGGGUUUUCUGCUUCAAUACCUCUGCCACUUCUGAAAUUUUAACAAUUGAUUACGUUGAAUGUUGCUAAAAGGAUGUUUGUGUAAGCUCAAGGUAUAUUUUGAGUUAAUGUGAAGUUGAAAUUGGAAUUUUAUUUCCAGGUAUAACACAAUGAUGUAUGUACAAAUCUGUGUAUAUCUAGAACUUGUGCUGUGUAAGGGCAUUCUUUACUCAUACUGUUUAUAACACUCAAAACUUUGUCAUAAUAGUUGUGGGUUAAUGACUGCCAAGUUUGCCCAGUACAGUAGUUUUCUAACUAAAAUAAACUUGGUGAGGGAGUCCUAUAGUAGUUUGUGUUCCACUUUUGCCACUAUGCAUCUGUGUGUUCUCUUUAGGUGACAAUGUUUAAGAAUUUUGUGUGCAUAGUUACUCAGUUUUAAGAACUGUUGUAUCUCCUGUUAAUGCAUAUUGCUCUGUGACUCCAAUAUUAUCUUACCUGUACUGACCAAACCCAAAUAAAAUUUUUAAUAAUGUAAUUUA